Solanum pennellii is the source of this 1522-nucleotide messenger RNA. RefSeq lists its product as uncharacterized. Bases 348 to 1049 code for a protein of 233 amino acids. The record is from RefSeq and is a predicted model, not a curated record. The transcript has 10 exons. Lineage: Eukaryota; Viridiplantae; Streptophyta; Magnoliopsida; Solanales; Solanaceae.
UAAUUAUAGCACAGCACCGACGAGCGGAGUCAGAAUAAACUAUUAACACCCAUUCUGUAUCAGCCAAUCUCAUUCUCUCUGCCAUUUUCCCAUUCAGUCUCUCAACUCUGGCCCUUUCCACAACAAACAAAAACAAAACAAAAAAGCCGCUAAUUGUGCAAAAGUUCACUAACUGCGAGUCAUCACCUCCAAAUUUCUUUACUUUUCAAGCUGGAAACUAAAAAGAAGGAACAAAGUCACUUGUAAAAGUUUUGCACUCACACCCACUUGAGAAAAAAAGAUUCUUGAUCCCUUUUGCCUUGAAAAUACCACUUUGAACUUUUUUUUUUUUUUUGCUGUUGCAAAGCAUGCCAAAUUGGGAGCUGAAGCAUUGUUGCAAGCAUGAACAAAUCGUUUUUCUCGCAACUCUUGGUGUUUGUGCUGUUGUCAUUCUUGCACUAUGGAGGACAGUGCUGCUACUACCUUUCAAGCUCGUUACCGUGUUUAUUCAUGAAGCUAGUCAUGCCAUAGCUUGCAAACUUACUUGCGGACAUGUUGAGGGAAUACAGGUUCAUGCUAAUGAAGGUGGCACCACACAAACGCGUGGAGGUGUAUAUUGGUUCAUCUUGCCAGCUGGAUAUCUUGGUUCAGCAUUUUGGGGAAUGGUUUUAGUGCUUGCAUCCACCAAGCUCCUUUCAGCAAGAAUUGCAGCAGGAUGUUUAGUGGUCACUCUAAUUGUUGUUCUUUUUGUGGCUAAAAAUUGGACACUCCGGGGCCUUUGUAUAGGGUUUGUUCUCUUCCUUGCUGUUGUAUGGAUUCUGCAAGAAACAACAAAGAUAAAAAUUCUGCGGUACAUCAUUUUGUUCAUUGGUGUAAUGAACAGCUUAUUUUCUGUAUAUGAUAUAUACGAUGAUCUGAUAUCACGAAGAGUUAACUCAAGUGAUGCUGAGAAGUUCGCUGAAGUGUGUCCCUGUCCUUGUACUGGUGUUGGCUGGGGAGUUAUCUGGGGACUCAUUUCUUUCUUGUUUCUCUGUGGAGCCACAUAUCUUAGUUUGGUGAUCUUGUCCUAAGAUGAAGAAACUAUAUAGGCGUUCAUAUUAAGUGUCCUAAGCAACAGAGUUGCAGGCUGAGGAGCUGGAUACUUGACACAACUCAAGGGACUCCCAUUCAUACAAAGUUCAAGAGCAUUUGUGUACCCCUAACGAUAACGUUGGUUUGGCUCCUUACUAUUUAUGGGACUGUAUUUGCCAAAUCAUUUUUGCAAGCUGGAUUACUGCAGCAUAACUUACAAUACAAACAUGUUUGGGUGCGGCGAGAGGAGAAUUAGAGUACUAUAGUGCUACAACUAUAACAUUGUUCUAUUUCCUUUCUCAUACACCAAAAGGAAUCUCAGUAUAUGGUACAUUUCCUCAUGACUUGGUCUCUUUGACAUUUGCUGUUGUAUACAUCAGUUUCAUUUUCUUCAUAGAACUCUAUAGCUUUCAGGUUUUGGAUAUUUUGUUAAGUUUAAAUUCUGUCAGUGACAAUAACAUCAUUCCUACUA